Molecule: messenger RNA, 717 nt
Organism: Penicillium waksmanii
Lineage: Eukaryota; Fungi; Ascomycota; Eurotiomycetes; Eurotiales; Aspergillaceae
Product: SIMPL domain-containing protein
Exons: 1
Coding region: 1-717 (238 amino acids)
Source: RefSeq, a predicted model, not a curated record
AUGGCACCGCUUAAAGUAACUGUGGUCGGCUCGUCGAGCAUCAGUCGGCAGGCUGAGCGAGGAGUCCUGACGGUCUCAGCCAAGGCUGAAGGACCAGAAAAGGAGCUUGUGAGCCAAGAAGUUACCUCAGCCUCAAAGGAACUCCAUAGAAUGUUCACAGAGCUAUCUCCAAAGACCGAGUCUGGAGCUGCCACGGCAGAUGCUCCGAUUACGGUGUUUUCAUCCACAAUGUUGCGGACAGGGUUUUAUGACAAAACUGAUAAAACGCCUGAGACGAGAACCCGUGUCCACACUGCCACUUCAUCGUAUAGUGCCAUCUUCCGCAAUUUCGCCAAGCUUGGCGAAGUGGUAGGCAAGUUGAUGACUCAUCCCAACGUGAGCAUUGAAAGGGUUGAAUGGAAGUUGACCGACGCGACUAUCAAAUCACUGCAUUCGGAGUCCCGAACGCUAGCCAUGCAAAAUGCCAUUGAGAAGGCAGAGGACUAUGCUAGGGUUGUUGGGCGGAAAGUAUUUGCCUGUGAGAUUAACGAAUCGGAUCAUGGAAAUCAGGUGGCGAUGUUACAGCAGCAGCAGCAGCAGCAGCAGCAAAUGGCUAGGAGUGCUGUGUACGGCAGUGGUGCUGGUCCUAGCCACGAUGGAUCUGUUGACAUGACGCCGCAGGAUAUUCGGUACACAGGGCGUGUGACCGUGAAGUUUGAGUCUGAACCUGAGAUGUAA